AUGGCAGCGACGAACCUCGCGGCCCGUUCCGCCGGCCUCCGCGCGCCUCCCCGAGUGACUCGGGGCUCUCGCAGCACUCGUCACACUGUUGUUACGGUGAGGGCAGCGGCACGCGGCGAAUUCGCGAGCUUCUUCCCUGACGAGGUCACCGCUCUGGAGGAACCCGCUGCGGUGGAGAUGGCGAAGAAAGCAAGGCAGGUCUCCGUGGCCGUGCCCGGCAGGGACAAGCCCGUGAUGACCAGCUGCGUCAGCUCACCCGCGCCCAAGGGCGGCGAAGAUGUAUCUCCAUUCGUCCUCAUACACGGCUUCGACAGCUCGUGCCUCGAAUACCGCCGCCUGUUCCCGCUGCUGACCGAGCGCGCCGAGGCUCACGCCGUGGACCUCCUGGGCUGGGGGUUUACUGACGCGGGUGACGCGGGCAUCGGAGAUUAUUCCCCCGAGGCGAAGCGCGCGCACCUCUACGCCUUCUGGAAGCAGGAAAUCGGCCGUCCCAUCACGCUGGUUGGGGCGUCCCUGGGAGGCGCGGCCUCCAUCGACUUUGCCACGGCGCAUCCCGAGUGCGUCGAGAGAUUAGUGCUCGUUGACGCUCAGGGAUUCAUCGAGGGACUCGGACCGAUGGGGAUGUUCCCAAGGCCCAUCGCGCUCGCGGGAGUCAACAUCCUCAAGUCCAGACCCUUGAGGAACACCGCGAAUCAGAUGGCGUACUGUGAUCGCGGCACAUUUGCCACGGAGGAUGCCAUGCGCGUCGGCCAGCUGCACACAUUCCAGCCGCAGUGGGCGGAUGCGACGCUCUCCUUCAUGAAGAGCGACGGAUACAAGGUGGCGAAGCGGGUGCGUGAGAUCACUCAGAAGACUCUGGUGAUGUGGGGAAGGCAGGAUAACAUCUUGGAUCCGGCGUAUGCGGAGAGGUUCGCCGAGGAGAUCCCGGAUAGCAAGCUGGUGUGGGUGGAGCAGUGUGGGCACGUCGCGCAUUUAGAGCAACCAAAGUUUAUGGCCCAGACGUUGUUCGACUUUGCCGGCGUCGAGGCGAAGGUUGCUGCGUAGAAAGUCAGAAAAUCUAGAGCUAGUUGCCUUCGCACUAGCUAGCUCGUGGCAGGUCAAGAAUCAAAGGACUGACGAC
Micromonas commoda is the source of this 1120-nucleotide messenger RNA. RefSeq lists its product with no specific name. The record is from RefSeq and is a predicted model, not a curated record. The coding region runs from base 1 to 1044 and encodes 347 amino acids. The transcript has a single exon. NCBI's taxonomy places the organism in Eukaryota, Viridiplantae, Chlorophyta, Mamiellophyceae, Mamiellales, Mamiellaceae. Gene Ontology annotation, molecular function: catalytic activity.